Messenger RNA from Protobothrops mucrosquamatus (brown spotted pit viper), 685 nucleotides. RefSeq names its product ubiquitin-fold modifier conjugating enzyme 1 (gene UFC1). The record is from RefSeq and is a predicted model, not a curated record. Gene Ontology annotation, cellular component: cytoplasm. Gene Ontology annotation, biological process: protein K69-linked ufmylation. The transcript has 6 exons. Gene Ontology annotation, molecular function: UFM1 conjugating enzyme activity. Bases 21 to 515 code for a protein of 164 amino acids. NCBI's taxonomy places the organism in Eukaryota, Metazoa, Chordata, Lepidosauria, Squamata, Viperidae.
CUCUUUCUCCCUGAGUAAAGAUGGCGGACGAGGCGACCCGGCGGGUAGUGGCUGCGUUGCCGCUGCUGAAAACCAACGCCGGGCCGCGGGAUCGGGAGCUGUGGAUCCAGCGGCUGAAGGAGGAGUACCAAGCGCUCAUUAAGUACGUGGAGAACAAUAAGAACGCCGACAAUGACUGGUUCAGGUUAGAAUCCAACAAGGAAGGUACCAGGUGGUUUGGGAAGUGUUGGUACAUCCACAACCUCUUAAAAUACGAAUUUGCCGUCGAGUUUGAUAUUCCAGUUACUUAUCCAUCUACUGCACCGGAAAUCGCCGUUCCAGAACUGGAUGGCAAAACAGCCAAAAUGUACAGGGGAGGCAAGAUAUGCCUGACGGACCACUUCAAGCCCUUAUGGGCUCGGAAUGUACCAAAAUUUGGACUAGCCCACCUCAUGGCCUUGGGGCUGGGACCGUGGCUGGCUGUAGAGAUUCCUGACCUGAUAUCCAAAGGGUUAAUCGAACACAAAGACAAAUGAAGCCCCCACCUCACUAAUUCUGCCAGGACUCUCCGGCACUUGGAUCCUUGAUACUGACUGUCAUAUAUUUCUGUGUCUAAUUUCUUCUUGUGGAUUGCUAGCCAAUCUCUGCAUUGUGUCUCUCUAGCAAAAACAAAUUAAAAAUAAUCCUUCUGGUCUGUUAACCGUAA